This is a messenger RNA of Ruditapes philippinarum (Manila clam), 1334 nucleotides long. RefSeq lists its product as uncharacterized. The transcript has 8 exons. Bases 108 to 1334 code for a protein of 408 amino acids. The record is from RefSeq and is a predicted model, not a curated record. Lineage: Eukaryota; Metazoa; Mollusca; Bivalvia; Venerida; Veneridae.
UAUUGUUUUCAGGGACACAUAUUCAGGUUCAUAUAUCUAACCUUAUCAAUCCACACGUACAUCGCAGAGUCAGAGACUUAGACCACUCACAUAUCGAUCGGUUAAAAAUGGCUUUUAAAACAUCGUACAGGGCGGAAUUCAACUGUAUGGUUGGCAUGGUUGUGAACAAACCGCCAACAUUGGAUGAUUUUGCAUUUCCUGGAAGUUCAACUGUAGAGGUUCUAGGUGGGAACCACUCAAGAGUAGCGCUCCAAGAGUUGAAUUUGCAACAAUGUGUGACCAUGGUGCUGUAUGAAAACCUUUCUGAUGCACAAGCAUUAACUAUCGGUUUAGAACAUAACCGAACCAAUGAAAAUGCGAAGCUGAUGAAUUUUGAAGACGAUGUUCUUCUAUUUAGAAAUGUUCUUGAAUCAAAAAGAAAAGAGAAUUCCGAGAAAACUAAACGUCAGAUCUCAAUUAUAUGGAGAUCUGACUUAUGUGGAAUAACUCAAAGAAAUAAAGUGGAAUUAAGGAAUUCUUACAAGAUCCAUAUGCAUUUAGCAUCGCUACAAAAAGAUGAAUGGAAUGCGCUAAUAAAUGUUUUUGAUGCUUUUAGGAAGAAAACAAUAAAAGGUCUCAAAAAAGUCGACAAUGUAACACAAUACAUGUUUAGGAUGUUCAUAAGACUUCCCAGUGACAGUGUUAAGAGGAAUCUUCUUUUAGAAUUAGGAUCCGGUGAAAUCACACCUCAUGAGUUUAGGAUGAAGAUCAAGAGAAUUGUAGACCAGAAACAAAUAGAUUUGGCGGAGACGGAGGAUAUUGCCAAAGAUAAUGAGAUGGAGUUAAGCACGGAAGAUUCACUUUCAGCAAACGAUCAAAGAUACACUGAGGAAGAAGCAUAUAAUUUUGUGGAUAUCCAGCAAGAACAAACCUCACACCGGACCAAGAUGGAUAACCACGAACAAUUAGAAGAGGAUAUGAAAUACAUAACAGACAGUUUGAAAAGGGAAAAGGAACUUCGGAAAAUGGCUUUUGUUACGAUUGAAGCGAAGGAGACACUUAUAAAAGAGAAGGAUAAAAAAAUUUUGGAGCUCGAGGAUAGAGACAAACUUCAACAGAAGACAAACAAAGAAUAUAUGAUAAAGCAAAAUCUAGAACUUGAAAAAUAUAAGCUGCAAAUUCGACAAUUGACAAUGAAGACAGAUCUUCUUCAAAAAGAGUUAGAAAGAGAAAAGAUAAGAUGUAAAGCAGCAGAGGAAACUGCAGCUAGAGCAAGGGCUCAAUUUCUUAAAAAUACCAACGUAAGUUUGUUUCUAUGUUAUCUAUGUUAUAACUAUAUUCCAAGGCAUUUCUAA